AUGCCGGACGGCAGCAAUGGUGAUGAGGGGCGGUGGCGGUCCGCGUGCUACAGUCCGACUUGUAGUAGACUGAUGCCGGACGGCAGCAAUGGUAAUGAGGGGCGGUGGCGGUCCGCGUGCUACAGUCCGACUUGUAGUAGACUGAUGCCGGACGGCAGCAAUGGCGAUGAGGGGCGGUGGCGGUCCGCGUGCUACAGUCCGACUUGUAGUAGACUGAUGCCGGACGGCAGCAAUGGCGAUGAGGGGCGGUGGCGGUCCACGUGCUGCAGUCCGACUUGUAGUAGACUGAUGCCGGACAGCAGCAAUGGCGAUGAGGGGCGGUGGCGGUCCGCGUGCUACAGUCCGACUUGUAGUAGACUGAUGCAGGACAGCAGCAAUGGCGAUGAGGGGCGGUGGCGGUCCGCGUGCUACAGUCCGACUUGUAGUAGACUGAUGCAGGACAGCAACAAUGGCGAUGAGGGGCGGUGGCGGUCCGCGUGCUGCAGUCCGACUUGUAGUAGACUGGUGCCGGACAGCAGCAAUGGUGAUGAGGGGCGGUGGCGGUCCGCGUGCUACAGUCCGACUUGUAGUAGACUGAUGCCGGACAGCAGCAAUGGCGAUGAGGGGCGGUGGCGGUCCGCGUGCUGCAGUCCGACUUGUAGUAGACUGAUUCCGGAGAGCAGCAAUGGCGAUGAGGGGCGGUGGCGGUCCGCGUGCUACAGUCCGACUUGUAGUAGACUGAUGCCGGACAGCAGCAAUGGCGAUGAGGGGCGGUGGCGGUCCGCGUGCUACAGUCCGACUUGUAGUAGACUGAUGCCGGACAGCAGCAAUGUAGAUGAGGGGCGGUGGCGGUUUCGCGUGCUACAGUCCGACUUGUAG
Messenger RNA from Bacillus rossius redtenbacheri, 858 nucleotides. Its product is annotated as keratin-associated protein 5-3-like. Lineage: Eukaryota; Metazoa; Arthropoda; Insecta; Phasmatodea; Bacillidae. The transcript has a single exon. The record is from RefSeq and is a predicted model, not a curated record. The coding region runs from base 1 to 858 and encodes 285 amino acids.